AUGCAGUCAGAGUCAGUGAGAUAGAAGGCUAUUAGAUAUAUAAAUGAAUUAUAAACAGAGGAUGAUGAUUAAUUUCUUCCAUAUAAAUAAGAAAGGGAUCAUAUUGGAUCAUUAUUGAAUACCAAAAGAAAAUCAAAAUCUACUAACUAAUUGAAUAAUAGAGUUAGAAUCAAACAUAUUUAAAGUCUAGCAUCAAUAACUAAAUAAUAACCAUCUUAAUCAACUUAAUAAAAUACUCUUUUGAAACAUAAAAAAGAAAAUAGUGCUCAUAAUUUAGACUUAUCUAUUCUUGUUAACUUGUAACCACCUUCUCCAGAAGAAUAAAUCAAAGCAAAGUAAUACAAAGAUAUGAUGGAAAAGAAAGCUCUUUUAGAAAUGUAUGAAAGGAAAAAAGAAACUAAAGUUAUGAGUCCUGUUUUAGAAUAGAUGAUUGAAAAACUGAAUUCAAGUAUUACACAAGAUAAAUUUGUUUGGAAAAUGAGUAAUGUAGACAAGGGUAAGAAUCUUGGCUAUUUAUUUCAUGAAUCUAAAUUAAGAAAGCAUAAUCGUAAAAUAUAGAAAUUAUAGCCUUCUCUCCCUAAUUAUGAACCAAAUUACUAAGCUAUUCUUCCAAAAUCAAUAUCAAUUCUUAUUAAACCUAGUGAGAAACCUUCUUAUUCUCAAUAAAUCUAAGAAUUCAUAAGAAAAAAUCAGUUAGAUAAGGAAUCUAAUAAACAACCUUAGAGUACAACUUCUAAGAAGGAUAAUACACUUGAGAAAAUGUAUAGUAUAAUAUAGAAUCAAAUUACAAGAGAAGUUAAUCAAUCACUUAUAUCGAAUCCUCAAUCGAUGAAUCCAUUGGAAGAGUUUAGUGCUAAACCUAUUGAAGAUACUUAUAUCUAACAAUUUCAUUUACAAGUAAAAUAAAAAAUGAAAGAAACAAAUAGGGCUAGAAAGAAUAUAUAAAAUAAAAUAUAAGAGUUUGAUUCUUAUUUAUAGAAACACAAUUGA
Paramecium pentaurelia is the source of this 990-nucleotide messenger RNA. The record is from the annotation of a GenBank genome assembly. Lineage: Eukaryota; Ciliophora; Oligohymenophorea; Peniculida; Parameciidae.